Messenger RNA from Chaetura pelagica (chimney swift), 5016 nucleotides. It is a transcript of the gene ARHGEF28, whose product is annotated as Rho guanine nucleotide exchange factor (GEF) 28. The transcript is spliced from 38 exons. Gene Ontology annotation, molecular function: guanyl-nucleotide exchange factor activity. NCBI's taxonomy places the organism in Eukaryota, Metazoa, Chordata, Aves, Apodiformes, Apodidae. The record is from RefSeq and is a predicted model, not a curated record. Gene Ontology annotation, biological process: regulation of Rho protein signal transduction; cell morphogenesis. Bases 1 to 5016 code for a protein of 1671 amino acids.
AUGGAGUUGAGCUGCCAUGAAGUACCUCUUUAUGGACAGGUGGCUAUACAUGCAAAAUUUGACAAAGACAUUUACCUCCCAGAGGAUGCUGAGUUCUACUUUGUUUAUGAUGGGUCCCUGAACAGGCACAUAAUGUUUGCUGAGCGAGUUAGUGACAACACUCUUCGGUCCAUUGUUCCAGGCCAUGGAUGCCAAGAGGCAAUUUCUGUCUCUGUGUUAAUGUACACAAGGGGAUACUCACCUGUGGUUCUUGGCAGCUGUCCCGUCACUUACAGAGAGAAUCUGUCUUGCAAGUUGUCUCGCUUUCUGGUCAAUCAUGCAGAAUGUGUCACUACUGCUGGUCACAAGAUGUUACUGGACACAUUUGGCCUGAGGAUAAAAGAUCUGCAAUCCUUAGAUAACAAUUUGGUGAUGGCUGUUGCUCAUGAAGAAUUGCCAUCAACCUGGAACAUCAUUGGAGGUGGCUUAGAAGGUGAGCCUAAAUGUAAAGAAGCCCUUCUCCACCUUGUGAUGAAAUUGGGAUUGGUUAAGCUUUCCCAGUUCUUAGCAGCCCAGCCUGGAGGGUCAUUAGCAUUGGCAUUACCUAAUGAGGAUGGAGCAACACCAUUAGAUUUGGCUUUACAAAAUGGGCACGCCAGACUUGUUGACUUCUUCACAAAUUUCCAGGGCCGUCACUCAGUUGACAUUUCAGAAGUGGAGAUCAGCGAGGGUGCUUGCGUGCAGUUUGUUCAUUCAUCAGGAGCUCUGACGCUGACAUUUAGCCAGACUGCACAGCACUUGCUGGAGUCGGACAUUAAGCUUUUCAGAAAAUACUUCUGGGACAGACCUCUUCUUUACCAGAGUAUUAAUUCAAACCAAGUUGAGGCAGUGGAAUGUCGAGAAAUGCCCUGCAGUACAGUGAGCUCCGUAGAAGGUCCUGCGAACUUGGCAUCUGAAAAAUUGUCCCAGGAUGAUACGAAGCCUUUCCAAGAGUCUGUGGUUCCUUAUAAAGAAAAUGAAGAUCAUGUCCUGCUGGGCAUAGAGCAGAGACACUCUACCCUUGAUAUUCUCAGGAAACUCAAGGCUCCACCUGCUUUGUUUGCUGCAAACAGACUUCCUGCCAUGCUGAGUGGAAGUGAUGAAGUAUAUGCAAACUGCAUGGUAGUACACCAAGCUGGAGAUUUAAGGACUUGCAACAUUCAUGAAGAUGGUGUCAGCAGUGAAAUUAGUCUGAAUCCUACCAACUCAAUCCCAAGAGCUAAGAGCUCUUCUUCUCCCUCCCUUGAGGAGGAUGACCAGUAUAUACAUGUUCCAAAAGAAGGAAAUAAAAGGCCAGAGAAAUGUGGAGAAAAUGCAGGUUUAAAAAGUACUGUUUCACCUUCCAAUCCAUAUGGAGCAGAUUCAUAUCUUCCAUUCAAGACCCAUGGAUUUAUUAAGGGUUGGAGCCAACUUUAUGCUGACAUGAAAAGAAGGAGUUCAAGUCUUGAUGACCUUGAAAUAGAUGAUGGAAGUGGAGAUGUUUCAAGCAGAUCCCAUGUUCACUACCCUCCUCUCGGCUCUUCAGAGACCAUGGCUUGUAGCAGAGAUGGAUUAGACUUACCUCCCAGUCUGCAGCCCAAGGAAUGCAUAGUGUAUGGGAUUCGGGCACGCUCCUAUUCCUGCUCCUCAUCCAAAGGUUCAUUAGGAAGACCUCACAUUCCUCGGGACUUCACAGCUGGGCAUCCGAGUGAAGAUGGUGUGUUCAUGAACGGUGUUCGAUCUCUCCUUCAGGCUCUUUUGCGCUCUAAGUUAGUGUCUCUUCUCCACCCGUGCAAGCGAGCGUACAGUCUGCCUGAGCAGUCCCCGGAGAAAAGGAUUCAGGAAGAAGAAUGGAAUAACUAUAUUGUACCCUCAAAAAAUGAGUCUGAAAAAUAUAAAGUGAGUCGUACUUUCAGCUUUCUGAUGAACAGAAUGACCAGCACACGGAAUAAGUGCAAGACAAAAAAUAAAGAUACCAAAGAUAAAGAGAAACUGAACAGACACAAUUUUACAAAUGGGACCUUUUCAGGAGUUAUUUCAUGUAUGGCCUGUGAAAAAGCCCUCCUAGGAAAAGAGUCAUUGCAGUGCUCUCAUUGCAACAUGAUUGUGCAUAAGAGCUGCAAGGAGGGUGCUCCUGUGUGCACCAAGAAAUCCCAGGAGAGGUACCAUAAUAAAACCAAACCCAAAGCUGGUGCAACAAAUUCGCUGCCUGGAGACAUUUCACAGAUGGUGCUCUCCUCGGUGCAUCCUUCUUCCUCUGUGCCUAUUGGACUGUCUGUUGGAAGGAGGGAAGUCUCACAACAGUCCCACUUCUUGUCUAAAAGUGUCCCCAGUGCUAGUUUUGAAAGAAGAUCUGUGCCAUUUUCUGAACAAGAUUCUGAGGAUAGCACCUGGAGGUCCAAGUCACGCUCUGAAGAGAUGUUACAAGCAUUAAGGACCUUCACUUCAAUGGAUUCUUUUAUGAUGGAAGAUGAUGUGGAUUUGUCUCAGUGGACUGAUCUCUGCACAGAUGCACAAGAGUUUGAGGCAGAGUCCUGGAGUCUUGUUGUGGAUCCAGUGUUCUGCAGCAAGCAAGAAAAGGAUGUCAUCAAGAGACAGGAUGUAAUUUUUGAGCUGAUGCAAACAGAAGUGCAUCACAUCCAUACCCUCUUCAUUAUGUCUGAAAUAUUCAGGAAAGGGAUGAAGGAAGAACUGCAGCUGGACCACAGCACAGUGGACAGAAUAUUCCCUUGCUUGGAUGAGCUUCUGGAGAUGCACAGGCAAUUCUUCUGCAGAAUGAAGGAGAGACGGCAAGAAUCACGUGAAGCAGGGAACGAACGUAAUUUUGUCAUCAGCAGAAUUGGAGACAUCCUUGUGCAGCAGUUUUCAGAGGAAAAUGCAACUAAAAUGAAGGAAAUAUACGGGCAAUUUUGCAGCCAUCAGAAAGAAGCUGUUAAUCUCUUCAAAGAGUUGCAACAAAACAAGAAGUUCCAGAAUUUUAUUAAACUGAGAAAUAGUAACCUAUUGGCACGGCGCCGUGGAAUUCCGGAGUGUAUUUUGCUUGUCACCCAGCGAAUCACCAAAUACCCUGUUCUGGUUGAAAGGAUAUUGCAAUACUCAAAAGAAGGAACAGAAGAACAUGAAGACCUGUGCAAAGCUCUUUGUCUAGUUAAGGACAUGAUUGCAGCAGUAGAUUUGAAAGUGAAUGAGUAUGAGAAAAAGCAAAAGCUGUUGGAAAUUCUCAGUAGAACUGAAAACAAAACAUACACAAAACUGAAAAAUGGCCAUGUUUUCAGGAAGCAAGACUUGGUGCGGAAAGAGAGGAUUCUUCUGCAUGAAGGCUUAGUGUACUGGAAGACAGCAACUGGUCGUUUCAAAGACACCUUAGCUCUGCUUCUGACUGAUGUUCUACUGUUCUUACAUGAAAAAGAUCAAAAAUACAUCUUUGCAGCUGUUGACCAGAAGCCUUCUGUUAUCUCUCUUCAGAGGCUCAUAGUAAGAGAAGUAGCCAACGAAGAAAGGGGGAUGUUUCUGAUUAGUGCUUCAUCUGCAGGGCCUGAGAUGUAUGAAGUUCAUACCAACUCUAAAGAGGAACGUAACAACUGGAUGAGGCAUAUUCAAGAUGCAGUGGAAAGUUGUCCAGAGGAAGAAGAAGAAAGAAAAAUGAAUGAAUCUGAUGAGGACAGACAUGUCACUGAAGCCAAAGCAUCCAGAAUUCAGAAAUAUCAAGAAUCAUUGAGUAACCAGGAUCAGCAGAUCUGUAGUUAUCUGGAAGAGAAGUUGUGUAUCUAUGCAGAACUGGGAGAUAUGAGUGGGUUUGCAGAUGUUCAUGUAGAACCUCGUCUCCUUAUCAAACCUGAUUCUGGAGAAACUCCACAGGCAGCUUCACUGCUGGCAGCAGCACUCAGAGAAGUUGAAAGUCUCCAUGUUGCUGUAACAACAUCACAAGUGAGCGAAACAGACCAAUCACCAGAGGAAAGUAUUGAAGAAUUAAGUGUGAAACAGAGAUUUAGUGCCAAUGAACUCUUGGAAUCUGUUCCUGGUGAUGCAGAAAUAAAAGAAGUUGAAGAAUCAUCUGAAGUCGAUGUCAGUGUUGAGAAGGAAAUGGCAGGUGCCAAUCUAGAGGCUAAGGGAGGAAGUAUGCAUUUCCUAGGAUCUACAGGUACAGAGAUUGUGCAAGCAAUCCAGAACUUAACCCGUCUCUUGUACAGCAUACAGGCAGCAUUAGCUAUCCAGGACAGCCAUAGGGAGCUCCAUAGGCUACUCCUGCAAGAGAGUGAGAAGGCUGGUCGGGGCCACGGUUCUCGGCUAAACCUCCUUCUGGAACAAGAAAAAUACCGGAAUCUGGAAAAACAAAAGGUGGAGCUGGCCAACACACACAAACUGAAGGAGGAGCGGCUGGAGAGGAGCCGGCAGGCACUGGCGCUGCAGCUGCAGGAGUACCAGCAGAGCCUGGAGAGGCUCCAGGAUGGCCAGAAAAUGGUGGAGAGAGAACGAGACAGAGUGAAAAUGCAGCUUCUCUGGCACUGGAAGCAUGGUCAACGCAGUAACCUGUUGUCAUCCAGCGGUAGCUAUGAGAUAGUGGGACACAAUCAAUCAGACAGCAUAUGCGGCGAAAAUACAUUCUACUUAAAUGAAGCUGUAGUGUGUUUGUCUCUAAGCAGUCUCAACAGAUCAGAUUCUUCUCUUGUUUUUGAGGAUGGUGUUUAUGGGCUGAACAUCUCAAAUUCUGAUGUAGCAAGGACUAGCAAAAAUCAAGUGGACUUCAAAAUGGACACUUCUUGUCAGCCAACGUUAGCCAAUGCACUGUGGAAAUCCACUGGUCCUUACCAGCAGAUGUCUUUUUCCUGCGAAAGCAACAAGGAUGCUUUUAAUAAUGAUCUGAAUGCAUCACAGACCCAGAGUCCCCAGACAAACAUUCCAAACCAGGGAUUCAUCCAGCUGCCACAGGUAGAUACAGAGCUGCUGAACAACCAGCCUGAGAACCUGCAGGAUGCAGAAUGUAGAGUCAGAGGAGAGGAAAAGAUUGUUUACCUCUGA